This is a messenger RNA of Plasmopara halstedii, 1614 nucleotides long. RefSeq lists its product as uncharacterized. Lineage: Eukaryota; Oomycota; Peronosporomycetes; Peronosporales; Peronosporaceae. The record is from RefSeq and is a predicted model, not a curated record. The transcript is spliced from 3 exons. Bases 1 to 1614 code for a protein of 537 amino acids.
AUGCAACGCAGCACUGUGUUCGGGUCUUGCGUACAGUCAGUAGGUACAGCAGCUUCGGUUCUUUUUGCAAUCAUCAAUCGUUGUGGCCACUUUUCCGACAAACCACGAGACAACACCAUCACUCGACAAGCUAAAAUUCUUUAUAUCUCACUUCUCGAAAGUGUUCAAAAAGAACGUGGUGAAUGGCAAGGAUUUUCAUUAUCGUUCGAAUCAAAUGACAAUAAUAAAGUCGACGAGAUUGCACUUAUGACUCCUCGCGAGGUUCUUACAUCAAGUAUUGAAGAACUUUCCACAAAUGAUCAACUUGAUCUUUUAAGUGAAAUUCUGGACGUGAGUUUUCGCAAUUUAAUGGGUCCGUUAGUACCUUUUGAGCUUUAUACACGACAGAAAAAAGUCAUGAUGCAGCAAAGUUUGGCUGUUCCACCGACACUUACGACACUAUUAGCAAUUCGUGAUCUCUUGACUCAACUUGAGCGGGAUGUUCAGCAUUGUCUAUUGCGCUUAUUUGCCUUGUGGGAUUUAAUUGCUCUUGUAAAUUAUGAGUCGCAACCACUUUCGAAGACAAUUGCAGAGAAAUAUGAUCAUAUUUUCAGUGAAUCGUCGGAAUUUCAAAAUCGGACGACACGGAAGAGUGAACGACAAGACGUUGUUGCGAUGAAUCUUUUGCAAGUGAUGGUGUUGUACAGAGAUCUUCUUUUCAGUGAUAUUGAGUUUAUCUUAACCAAACAGGAGCUUCGAAUUAAUGCACAACUACUCAAAACAAAUUCUGUUCUCUGGUCCACAGAUACAGAGUCUGUUUCUUUCAAGAAGGACGAUCGAUUUUGGAGCGAUAGCGAUAUCGGUAGCAGCUGUAGUGACGAGAAUCAAAUGCUACAUGACGAUACUUUAGCAGAUUCGUUGGGACACCAUGCUGCCUUGAACUCUUCUCGAUCUCGCUUUACAAGUCCAGUGGAAUAUGAAGACCAGGACUUGGAGAUUGAAGCACGACGUGACUGGUCUGUCCCAAGACCUUGCCAUCACACUGACCACAGCGAGGAUAGAAACCUGCGAUCUCGUAAGAACAUGUGCUAUUCUCGCACAACGGAUUCAUUUGCUGCUUCUAGCAAUGACAACAUAAUUCUGCAUUGCCAAGCGGAUCAUCUGACCCUAGAGCGAAUUCCAAGUGGACGUCGUCGCUCGCAACGUUCUCUCGCCUCAAACUUGAACUCGCCAACCCCCAGUGCAAACAGCCAAGCUAGCUCGAGCACAAAAUCUACAUUGCGAAGGGCAAAUGUACAGACCUCACAAAGCAGCUCGUUUCGUGAGAGAAUUGAUCGACAGCAAGAUACAAACAGGACUGAAGUGCGAUCCCCUCAAAGCUCUCGAUCCAACUUUCGCAGUAAACGCACACAUCGCAGUAGAAUUGGCUCGACCUCACGAAGUGAAGAUUUCUCGCAACCGAUGGACAUGACAAUACCAGAAAGGGUUUUUCAAAAUGAUGAAAAGGCGACCAAACGACGUGACGUGCCAAUCUUUUCAAGUAUCGUGAUUCCAGUUGCUGCUGCAACGUUAUGUGUAAUCGCAACAUGGACAACGUUGGCCAUUCAUGACAUGCGUAAAGCUCCACGCAGCUAA